AUGUCGACAACAUCCGCGUACAAGCUUGAUAACUUCGAGUCUUUCUACAACAUCAUCGACAAUGAGCUCGUACCGACAGCCAAAACCCGUAGGGCAGUCGAUCCCAGCAACGAGGAGCUUCUCGCUGAAGUUCCUGUCUCGACGCAGCAAGAUGUAGACCGCGCCGUCGCCGCAGCUCAAGCAGCGUUCCCUUCAUGGCGUGAUCUCUCACAAGAUGAACGAGCCGUUUACUUGACUACGUUUGUCGAUGCGAUCGAUGCUCAUCAGCAAGAGUUCGCCCAAUUACUCGGAAAGGAGGCAGGCAAGCCGCCACAAGGUGUCGGUAUAGAAUUAUAUCUGCUUAGCCACCAGAUUCAUGAGACGCUUAAGUUUAGAUUGACUGAGGAGCAAAUUGAAGAUACGGAUGAGCGACGGAUCGUACAGCGCUACAUUCCAAUCGGAGUAGGAGUCGGCAUUGUCCCUUGGAACUUCCCCAUGCUGCUUGGAAUUAUCAAGCUCGUUUCCGCGCUUCUCACUGGGAAUACUUUUAUCUGGAAGCCAUCGCCAUACAGUCCUUAUACCGCCUUAAAACUAGGAGAACUUGGAGCGAAGAUCUUCCCCAAGGGAGUGUUCAAUGUUCUCAGCGGCGACGAAGACCUCGGUCCUCUCCUGACCGCCCACCCAGGGGUAGCGAAGAUCAGCUUCACAGGAUCGGUGGCGACUGGAAAGAAGGUUAUGCAAGCUUGCGCCAGUACUUUGAAGCGCGUGACUCUGGAACUUGGUGGCAAUGAUGCAGCUAUUGUUAUGCCCGACGCUGAUCUGGCAAUGACCGUUCCCAAAGUAGCGACCAUGGCCUACUUUCACUCCGGUCAGGUUUGUUUCUGUAUCAAACGUGUCUAUGUGCACGAAGCCAUAUACGACGCCUUUAUAGCAGCUAUCGUCGAAUUUGUUAAAAGUCUCAAGAGCGGUGGUCCGUCCGAUGCUGAAGCGGUACUCGGGCCGAUUCAGAAUAGCAUGCAAUAUGCGAAGCUGCUGGAGCUAUAUAGCCAGGUUUCAAAGCAGGAUUUGAAAGUGGCAUACGGGGGUGAAGCCGCAAGCUCUCAAUCGGGUUCCGGGUUUUACCUACCUCCCACCGUAAUCGACAACCCGCCAGAGGACUCCAAACUUGUGGUUGAAGAGCAGUUUGGACCCAUUGUACCGAUUCUCAAGUGGUCUGACGAGGAAGACGUGAUACGUCGUGCCAAUGCUUCUUCCAUGGGACUAGGUGGCUCCGUCUGGAGUAAGGAUAUCGUUGCUGCUGAGCGUCUCACAAGGCGGUUGGAAGCUGGUACUGUCUGGGUCAACGCACAUUUUGAAGUCGGUCCACAGGCUGCGUUUGGUGGCCACAAAAACAGUGGGAUUGGUGUCGAGUCGGGACUGGAUGGGCUCAAAGGUUGGUGUAACGCUCAGGUCGUCUGGAUCAAAAAGUAA
This is a messenger RNA of Glarea lozoyensis ATCC 20868, 1449 nucleotides long. RefSeq names its product ALDH-like protein. The record is from RefSeq and is a predicted model, not a curated record. NCBI's taxonomy places the organism in Eukaryota, Fungi, Ascomycota, Leotiomycetes, Helotiales, Helotiaceae. The transcript is spliced from 4 exons. Bases 1 to 1449 code for a protein of 482 amino acids. Gene Ontology annotation, molecular function: aldehyde dehydrogenase (NAD+) activity.